UUCUCCCCCAAUCAGAUGGCGCUACUCACACUUUUAGCGACGCACAGACUGGGCCUAAAGGUGAAUGAAGUACUGUUUAGCGCGCUUGGGUCGCAUUUUGUGCGUAAUAUGGCUGGUUUUAGGUUUUUAUUUCUGUUGUCGUGUGGUGUGUUUGCGAGCAGUGAAAACGCGCACAUUCAAGAAAAACUGUUUUUAAGCUCGCUUGGGCUUUUAAGUCGACCGAGACCGGCAGUCCAUACCCCAGUGCCUUCAGGGCUGUGGAAAAUGUUCAAGAAGGCCGAGAAGAAGCGCGAGUCAGACGCGUGCACAGUUCCGGAGUAUGGAGUCAGAGGAAACAUCGUCAGAUAUCUCAUAGACCAAGGAAGGCUGUUUGCUGACUCCAGCAGUCCAGCGUGCGUGGAGCACCAUUUGUAUUUUAACAUGUCUGUGCUGGAGGAUGUGGAGCAGCUCUCAUUGGCCCAAUUGGAAGUAAAGUUCAAACACGACGAGUUCCCUGCGUCGCGAAAAGACUUGGCGUUCAACAUGCACAUCUACAGGGUGUUAAGGAGCGGGUUAAAGGGCAUGGAUCAGGAAUCCAGCCGCAGGUUGCUGCUUUCGCAGUCUGUCCACGACACUCCAGGCACUAUUAGGGUUAACCUGACCGAUCUGGCCGAAUCGUGGAGAAGACCUGGCACAAACUACGGAGUGGUGUUGAGCUUGCAGGCCAGGCGUUUGAACAAUGAGCUGGACCAGGACUGCGCGAUGGACCUCAUGCAUCAAGAUCACUUGGAGGUGCCGGAGUUGGUGGCGUCGCUCGUGGUCGUUUCUCUGAACCCGCAUCAGUGCCGGGCGAGAAAGAAGCGCAGCGCGUAUUACAUACCCGUCACUCCCAGUAACGUGUGCAAAGCCAGACGCCUCUACAUCGACUUUAAAGACGUUGGCUGGCAGGACUGGAUCAUCGCGCCCCAGGGAUACGUGGCUAAUUACUGCCAUGGAGAAUGCCCCUUUCCUCUGAGCGAGAGCUUGAACGGGACGAACCACGCCAUCCUGCAGACCCUGGUGCACUCUUUUGACCCGAAAGGCACGCCUCAGCCGUGCUGCGUUCCCAUCAAACUGUCCCCCAUCUCCAUGCUUUAUUACGAUAAUAACGACAACGUCGUGCUCAGACAUUAUGAGGACAUGGUAGUGGAUGAAUGUGGUUGUAGAUGAAUUGUACUGCUUUUUUUAUUUUUUAUUAAUAUGCAUACAAUAAAAUUUUUUUUUUUUU
Silurus meridionalis is the source of this 1246-nucleotide messenger RNA. RefSeq names its product growth differentiation factor 3 (gene gdf3). Gene Ontology annotation, molecular function: cytokine activity; growth factor activity. Lineage: Eukaryota; Metazoa; Chordata; Actinopteri; Siluriformes; Siluridae. The record is from RefSeq and is a predicted model, not a curated record. Gene Ontology annotation, cellular component: extracellular region. The coding region runs from base 16 to 1188 and encodes 390 amino acids. The transcript has 2 exons. Gene Ontology annotation, biological process: BMP signaling pathway; SMAD protein signal transduction.